AUGAGGGGCGACUUAGAGACGACCAAGGCCGAAAAGGCCCUUCACGAUCAGACGAAUAUACUUCCUCUAAAGCAACUCAUGGUUGUCUUUGCGACACUGGCAGUUACCCUACUGAUCGCAUUCAUUGACCAGAAUGGUAUCAGCGUCACGUUGCCAACCAUCGCCGCCGACCUGAAUGCAGAAGCUACGAUUUCAUGGGCUGGAACGUCGUCACUAAUCGCUAACACGACCUUCCAAAUGCUCUAUGGCCGCUUUUCAGAUAUAUUCGGCAGAAAAGCUGUAUUCUUGAGCGCAAUUGGUCUGCUUGCUAUCGCAGAUCUUCUUUGUGGACUCUCUCAGAAUGCAGCAAUGUUUUACAUUUUCCGAGGCAUUGCAGGAAUUGGCGGUGGCGGCAUUACCAACCUGGCAAUGAUUAUUGUAUCUGAUGUUGUGACUCUUGAGCAAAGAGGCAAAUAUCAGGGCAUUAUCGGCUCCAUGGUCGGCCUGGGAAACGUUCUUGGACCAUUUCUUGCCGCUGCUUUUGUAGAGAGAGCUACAUGGAGAGCAUUCUUUUACAUGCUGGCACCAUUGGGUGUUGUUGUUGGAGUCAUUUCGUACUUCUUUCUCCCCUCAAAACACCCCGAAGAAAACUUCAGAAGCAGUGUAGGAAAGAUUGACUAUGCAGGGUCAUUUACAUCGUCACUCGGUGUUAUCUUUUUGCUUAUUCCAAUUUCUGGAGGUGGCGCGUACUUUCCUUGGGACUCUGCAAUGGUCAUCAACAUGUUGGCUAUUGGAGCUCUCGCCCUUGUAUCCUUCGUUGUUGUUGAGUGGAAGUUUGCAAAGUUGCCGAUGAUGCCAGUCCCGAUCUUCAAAAACAAGGUUGUGGUGAUCAUGCUAGUGCAAACCUUCUUAUUUGGGGCAGUGUAUCAAUCAUACGUCUAUUACAUCCCACUGUACCUCCAAAACGCACAUCAAUUCUCAGUUGUGCAUUCGGCUGCAAUUUACGUUGCACUGGUCGUGUGCCAGUCCGUUUUCUCAAUCUUGACGGGACAGUACAUCUCACGAACCAAAAGGUACGGGGAGAUCAUUUGGCUGGGAUUUGGUUUCUGGACAUUGGGAGCAGGCCUUACAUUGAUCUAUGGCCGUGAAACCAAACCAGGGAUUAUUGUAAUCCCACUCAUAAUCAUCGGAAUCGGCGUUGGCUUCAUAUUCCAACCGACGCUGGUCGCGUUGCAGGCACACUCAAUCAAGUCACGGAGAGCCGUAAUUACGUCCAACCGAAACUUCUUCCGUUGCGCUGGUGGUGCCGUAGGCCUGGCUGUGUCCGCCGCUGUUCUUCAGGCUACCCUCCGAGCCAACCUGCCUCCAGAGUUCAAGGAUCUGUCACACAGCACAUACUCCAUACCUCAGUUGAAUGAGGAAGACAUGUCGAAAGUCCUUGACGCGUACAUGGCCGCCAGUCGGGCAGUCUUCAUUCUACAGAUACCCUUGAUUGGUCUUUGCUUGAUUGGCUGCUUGCUGAUCAAGGACCGAGGCUUGGACCCUAUCGACGACCAGGGUUCGGAUGAGACUUCAACUGAAAGUCGAGAUGAAGAGGAUGCAAUCUCUCGGGAAAAAACGCCUGAACGCAACAACGUGGAUAGCGAUGGAGAUAUGUCGACUGACCACCAAAAACAAGCUCCUUUGAACCAUUCAGCAUAG
Molecule: messenger RNA, 1680 nt
Organism: Colletotrichum truncatum
Lineage: Eukaryota; Fungi; Ascomycota; Sordariomycetes; Glomerellales; Glomerellaceae
Product: major facilitator superfamily transporter
Biological process (GO): transmembrane transport
Cellular component (GO): plasma membrane
Molecular function (GO): transmembrane transporter activity
Source: RefSeq, a predicted model, not a curated record